AUGACGGCAAAAGAAAAGAGACAAGUUAGUCUCGAGGAGGAAAAGAAUAUAAAGAACUCGAACGGCUUGCGCCUGCUUACAGUAACAGAGGAAGAAAGCAAUGAUUCUGAACAAAAUGAAGGUUUCAAAGGGAAUUCUCAAUAUGAUAAAAUCGGGACGGAUUUGACCGUUGAAAACAACGUUCACAACAACAACCUCAUCAACAGGCCAGACUUAGAAGUCAUUCACGAAGCCUCUGUAUUCGAUGACAGUGUUGGUCAUCUUCGAUAUUUCAUAAACGACGAAGGGUCAUUAUCUGGGGAAUCACCCCCGCAGACCGCUAUGGGUAUAGGAAACGAUCCACUUGUGCGACACUGGGUCAACCUAUGUACUGAAAAUAUUCAGCAAAAGAAAGAACUUGAUAUGGAGCUGAUGGGCUAUGGUGGAAAUACAGGGGUUACUUGGGAAGAGUGCGCAAACAGGAGACUCCAACAACUCCAAAAAGAACAGAUUAGAUUAGAACAGGAGAUUCAAACGGAGUCUCAGUUCCUCUCGGUUGUUCCAGGUGGAUACAACCUAGUUCAGGAUCUCAAGGACCAGCUCCGCAAUAUUUACAGAGAGUCGAUGCCAUGCUACUCAGACCGAACGACCGUAAACGAUGGAGGGCGAAUGGAAGAGCAGGUGCCUGAACAGAAAGAGCAAAUCCCAUUUGAGCCGAGGGAUCUUGAUCAAACUGUCCAUAAAAAUCGGCUAGAGACGAGAAAGGAGAAGACAGGAAACAAAAACACCUCCCACCAAAUUGUUCAAGAGGCGUUUUCUUUAUCUGACAAUAAUGCGGUUGAAAUGAAAACCUGCCAUAGGCGUCGACAAGUUCUUGAUGAUGUAAAACGGGAGGCAACUUUGAAAUGUGGAAACAAAAAAAUCCUGAACGAAUCCAAACCUAAGUCUAACACGGUAACCAACGGUCACGUCAAGUUGCACCUGCCACCGAUAAUGAAUUCCAAACAAACAUCGGCACGCAGUUUUUCUCCACAAAUGAGCAAGAGCGUCUGCGGGCUCCCAGAUAUCCACGCGUCAAAGAAAAUGUCCAUAAACGAAGAAACCAUUUCAAGCGCGUCAGAGUCAAGCCAAGUCCCUAGUAGAAAAGCAUCGCCAUUGCGCUCUCUGAAUCAAAAGCUACCUGAAAUUAAGUCUGCAAACCGUAUUUCAGCAUCGCCGAUGACAAACCAAGCCAGGACAGCAAAAAGCGGCCAAAUAAUGCCACACAUUCUGUCUCCUCUUGUGAGCAUCCCGAAAUCAUCGAAGGAGAUCCGAAAUUUCUUCCAAGCCCCAAAGAGAAUAACCAUGUCGAAAAAACUACAGGUCAGCAAUGCCCAUCAUUACGACAUUUUGAUAAUUGAACACAGCAACCAAGAGAGGAAUCUAUCUGCAAACUGUGUUCCUCAAACAAAGGCAAAUGGACCUUUACCUCCGUUGAAAAAGGUUACGCCUGAACCACAACGCCGCUGUUCAGAGGUUAAGGUUGUCAAGAACGAAGAAUCAGGCUUGAGCAAGAAGACAAAGAGAGCAGAUAAAAAUUCAGCUGGCAGACGGAACGGGCAUCACUAGAGUAUGGCAGUCAAACACAAUCUCUUAAUUUUGUUGGGUUGAAUCUUUACAACCCCAGUUUAAAAACACCCCCUCAUCACACACCAACUACCCUCUAUUAACCUUGAUGCAUUGAUUCAGUCAUACAAAGUUACCAAUGUUCACCCAAAUAACUUUGAAAAAUCUAUUCCACGAUCUAAGAUGCAUACUCGAUUGGUCACUCAAUUCUGCGGAUGGCGAAAUAAUCUAGUGAAGGAAGAGAGCUAACUUGUAUAUAUCAAUAGAAGGUAUCCAUGUAUUGAGUAAUGGACAGUCUGAAAGAAUGUCCGAAACAAAGAGAGAGAACCCCCCCCCCCCCCAAAAAAAAGCAGCUGCUGGAGAAGAACGCAUAGUGUUGUGCAGGAUAAAAAUGGUCAUAAGCUGAUGAACGCUGAUGUGAAGUAUCGUCCCAAGGAAAUGAGUUUGAAAUAAAGAAAGAAAGGAAUGUUAACUGUAAAAUCGAUGGAAUCCAAAGAAACCGGUUUUUUAAAAAAAUAAUUAUUUA
Molecule: messenger RNA, 2110 nt
Organism: Magallana angulata
Lineage: Eukaryota; Metazoa; Mollusca; Bivalvia; Ostreida; Ostreidae
Exons: 6
Coding region: 1-1587 (528 amino acids)
Source: RefSeq, a predicted model, not a curated record